AUGAGCUCAAUAUAAGAAAUCGAGAGUUGUUUAUCAUAAGCUAUUCAAUAAAGAACUGCUACUGAAAUUGUAGCUACUAUGGGCACUAAAGUUCUAACUUUACAGAAUUUUUAAUAUUUGAUUAAAAAAUACAAUAAGAAUAUCAUCAAUAAAGAAGUAGAGGAAUAUUAUUAUAAAAAACUCACCGAUUUUGAUAGUAGAGUUGGAAUAACAUAAGAAAUUUUUGAGAAGAUGGUUGAAAAUUUACCAAAACCUAAACGAAGGUAAGAUGUUGUAAUGAGUUUAAUUGAGGGAAUAUAAUCUAAAAAAGCAUCUUUAGAAAGAAUUUUUAAAUUUUUUGAUUAUGAUGGUGAUGGAAAAAUGUAAUUAAAUGAAAUGAAAGAGUUUGUGGAAUACUUGUAUCCUGAUAUUACUGAAUAAGAUAUAAAAAUUUUAAUGAAAAAUAACGAUGUGGUUUAAUUCUCAUUUGAAAAUAUUAAAACUUUAUUGUCGUUCGAAUAAAAUAUGAAUGCUGAAGUUAUUAUUGUAAAAGAUGAAAAUGAAACUGAUGAAAAUGAAGAUGAUGAUGAUAACGAAGAUGAAUUUGGAAUGUUUAAAGGAAACCAGGAGGAAUUCUUUGAUGAAUAUGGUCUUUCUGAAGAUUCCACCUAUUAUGAUGCUUUCGUAAAAUUUAAAAAUUUAUAUUAUAAAUUAAAAGAAAACAAAACGGUUUUUGUUGAUCCAGAUUUCAAACCUGAUUAAGUAAGUUUAGGAAAUGUUGGUAAUAAUUUUGAGUGGAAAAGACUAUCAGAGAUUUGGAAAAAUGUUUAAGUUUUUUAAAAAGAUAUAUAUCAUUCAACUAAUGAUUUAGGUGAUCAUUCUUUAGUAUCUCCAAGAGACAUAAAACAAGGUUAUCUGGGAGAUUGUUAUUUUUUAUCAUCUUUAGCAUCAAUUGCAAGUAAACAGUAAAAUAUUUUAAUUCAUUCUUAGUCCUGAUGAAAUUUUUGAUAUGUUUUAAACUCCUACUAUAAAUCCAUAUGGUGUUUAUGGUGUAUGGUUUUGUAUUCAGGGAGUUUGGAAAUUAAUUACUUUAGAUGAUUAUGUACCUGUUCAUAAUAAUGAACCGGCAUUUAGUGGAAGUGAUUCUUAAGAAAUUUGGGUCAUUCUAUUAGAAAAGGCAUGGGCUAAAUUAUUUGGAAGUUAUGGAAAUAUCAUUAGUGGUGAUCCUAGAGAAGUUAUUGCUAGUAUUACUGGUGGACCUACUUGGUGUAUUGGUACUGAUGAUAGUACAUUUAUUGAAAGACUUAAAUAAAUCACAAGUUCUCAUUAAAAUUAUAUUGUUUGUGCAGGAACACAUUCUGAUCAUCCAGAAAUUGAAUAAUUAGGAUUAAUUAGGAAUCAUGCUUAUUCGGUAUUGAACUUUAGAACUAUCAAAUUACCAACUAAAGAAGAAAUUCAACUUAUUUAAUUAAAAAAUCCAUAUGGAAAUGAUCAAGAAUGGAAUGGAGAUUGGAGUGAUAAAAGUCCACUUUGGACAUAAGAGUUAAAAGAUAAUGUUUUAUAAAACUAAGAAGAAGAUGGCAUAUUCUUUAUGUGUAUUGAUGAUUUCAAAAAGUACUUCGAAAGUGUUUUUAUAGGAUUUUGCAAUCCUUAUUUUUAAUUUAAUUCACUUAUAAUUUAAUGUCAAAGAAGGAAAUCAGCCUAUAUUUUAGUUAAUAUUAAAAAAGAUGGAGAAUAUUAUUUUUCUGCUUAUUAAAAAUCUUCAAGAAUGUUUAAAUAACAAUCAAAUCAGUUAUAACAAUAAUAUGAUUAUUCGGAAAUCCGUUUGAUAUUAUCAAAAAUGAAUAAGAAUAAUUCUAUUCAGCCAUUAACCUAUAGGACAGAAACAGAUAUGACCUUUAAUAUCAAUGGUAGAUUAUAAAAAGGGUAAUAUAUUCUACAAGUUAAAGCAAAUUGGAUAAUGGAGGAAUGGGAUUAAAAUGAUUUACCUUUGGCAUCUUAUGGAGAAGAUAACACAGAUAUGAAAUUUUGUUAGAAAAUAUCAAAUUUCUAGCAAGCAUCAAUUUUAUUUGAAGCCAAAGAAAAAAGAGCAGAAGCUAAACCACUUAAUCCAUCUUAUCCUGAACUUGUUGUUUUGAGAAGUAAAUCAUUAGCAUAUGGGUAAUUUUUAUAUUAAUUAAUAGUUAUCCAUUUAUUUAUUAUUAAAAUUUAUCUAAAGAAAAAACUUUUAGUUUUGAAUUACUAUUUGAAGGCGAAAUUAAAUUAAAGAAACCUCAUCAUGGUACUUAAGUAGAAAUUGAACUUAAGCCAGGAUAGGACAAAGUUAUUGUUUACAAAUAUUUAGCAAAAGGAUCAAAAAUGAAAUUUUAAGUUCAGAAAUUUAAAUGUGGAGGUGUUUGA
Messenger RNA from Paramecium sonneborni, 2379 nucleotides. NCBI's taxonomy places the organism in Eukaryota, Ciliophora, Oligohymenophorea, Peniculida, Parameciidae. The record is from the annotation of a GenBank genome assembly.